Molecule: messenger RNA, 2230 nt
Organism: Ctenocephalides felis (cat flea)
Lineage: Eukaryota; Metazoa; Arthropoda; Insecta; Siphonaptera; Pulicidae
Product: synaptic vesicle glycoprotein 2B-like
Exons: 12
Coding region: 437-2005 (522 amino acids)
Biological process (GO): transmembrane transport
Cellular component (GO): membrane
Molecular function (GO): transmembrane transporter activity
Source: RefSeq, a predicted model, not a curated record
UCAGUGCAACAGGUUAAGGGACACAAACGCGUGCACUUCUUGCAGUCGGUAAUGGAGUAAUUUUACCAAUAUUUGGAAUUAAAUACUAAAUUUAUUUAGCCAUUUUCAAAUUGGUCUAUUAUUUUGUUUGUGUAAGUCAUAGUGAUGAGAAAAACCUGUGAUAUUUUUUAUUAGUAUAUUUGAAGAGUUUACGCGAAACGUUAUUAAUAUUAUACUCAAAUUGUUAUAUGAUUUGUCAGUGCAUCCUACGAUUUCAAGGAAAGAUAGGAAGUUCAUUGAGUAAUUGGGAAAAAUUAAAGGUCGAUACUUCAUUAGUAUAGAAUUGAAGAGGAAUGUAUUAAAUAAAAAGUUCAUCGAGCGGCAGUUCGUCAAAAUUGCAACGGUGGCGGACAAAGCAUCACGCCCGGUUCGCGGCCAAGCGGCCGGACUCGAACUAAUGCCUUCCAGGCACGAAUUUGGCACUGGGUUGAAUUUCCUAGAUGCACAAGGUUCCGACUUCGAAUAUGCUUUGUCAGCAACUGGUUUUGGCAAAUUUCACUACCUUCUAUUGACAGUAUGUGGCCUGAUAUACAUGAAUACUGCUGUCGGCAUAACAAUAUUGUCUUUUGUUUUGCCUUCGGCGACGUGCGAUUUCCAGAUGACUUCUGCAGACAAAGGGUGGUUAACAGCAGCCCCAAUGCUAGGAAUGGUGAUCGGAUCAUACUUCUGGGGUUGCUUAGCUGACACUAGGGGGCGAAAGACUGUUCUUAUAGCUUCUUUAACAUUGGAUGGCAUAUGUGGGUUGGCAUCAUCUAUAUCACAAUAUUUCUAUUUAUUUAUGUUCUUCAGGUUUUUGAAUGGAUUUGGUAUAACUGGAGCAAUGGGUAUUUGCUUCCCCUAUUUGGGAGAAUUUCAACCAACAAAGUAUAGGGAAAAGAUAUUAUGUUGGAUGGAGUUAUUUUGGACUUUCGGUAUAAUCGUAUUGCCAGCUAUUGCUUGGGGAGUAAUUCCAUUACAUUUUCGAUUUGAAACUCCCCAUUUUCUAUUCGCUAGUUGGAAUUUAUUUGUUGCUUUAUGUGCUUUGCCAAGCUUAUUGAUAGCAUUAUGGUUAGUCAUGUUUCCUGAAAGCCCUAAAUUCCUACUGGAAUGUGGUGAAACUGAAAGUGCAUUGGCGGUCUUAAGAAGAAUGUUCGUCGAAAAUACUGGAAAUAAAGCUGAAGAUUAUCCAGUAACAAGCUUGAGAGAGAAGGUUCGUUAUUUGAGUACAUCUACUGAGAAACCUUGUAGAAGUGUAAGAAGUUUAAGUGUUUUUAAACCACAAGAACUUAAGUUGUUGUUGAUUGAAAUUUGGGAGCAAACUAAAGCACUGUGCAGGCCACCAUACUUGAGAAAUACUGCUCUUACCUGCGCCAUACAAUUUGGUCUCACGUCCAGUUACUAUACUUUGAUCAUUUGGUUUCCCGAACUUUUUUAUCGCUUUGAAGAAUUUGAACAUGCUCACCCAGGUGAGAUUGCAUCAGUCUGUGAUGUCUCCUCCAUUGUCGUCGGGGAUGAAGAUUUGUGUGGAGAUCCGGUCCAGGAUUCAGUUUUCAUUCAUACUAUAAUAAUUGGAGCAGCUUGUAUACCUACUAGUUUUUGGCUACCUUUGUGUGUGCAUAAACUAGGAGCUAAAUUUUUCUUAGUAUUUAGCUUGGUUGUAGCCGCAGCAGUGACGUUGGGUCUAUACUUCGUUCAGACUGCUCUCCAAAAUUUAAUAUUGUCCUGUAUAUUCGAGGCUCUGACAUCACUAGGAAUCAGCACAGUAUACUGUGUUAUGGUUGAUUUGUUUCCUACAAAUCUGAGAGUCAUGGCAGCUGCAUUAUCUUUGACUUUUGGUAGAGGUGGCGCUUUGCUGGGAAACCUUUUAUUUGGAUUCUUAAUAGACCUUAAUUGUAUAGUUCCCAUAGUAGUCUUUGCUGCUAUGCUUUUUGUGAGUGGAUUAUUGUGCUUCUUGUUGCCAAGUACUGGAGCAGAAGCUUUGGAGUGAACAGUGAUUGAAAAUUCUAUUUAUUUAUUUUACUAUAUAAAGCGAUUGACACAUGAUAUAAUAACUAACUUUCUACAAGUUAAAUAUGGUGGACUAUAAAAGUCACAAUAAGAAGUAUUACGCAUAUUUUUAUUGGUGAUUAGAAAUUUUACAUAUUUUAUAUGUGUAAUAUUUCAAACACAAUUGUCCACUACAUCUGAUGCGCAUUUGUUAUAUUUAUUUUGA